Molecule: messenger RNA, 870 nt
Organism: Saprolegnia parasitica CBS 223.65
Lineage: Eukaryota; Oomycota; Saprolegniomycetes; Saprolegniales; Saprolegniaceae
Exons: 2
Coding region: 1-870 (289 amino acids)
Source: RefSeq, a predicted model, not a curated record
AUGGUGCUCCACGUCGCGGCGGCGACGCCCGUCACGACCAAGAAGCGCAAGCUCCACGAGCAGCACUCGCCGCUCGACCGCAUCAAGCCGUCGCAGGACCCACGCCUCGCGCACAUCAAGUCCAAGCGCACCAAGCAGCUGCAGUCGCUCCUCCACCACGUGUACGACUUGGAGACCGAGGUCGCGCGCCUCAAGCGCGGCCACCUCGCGAUGCUGCCGUGGGAAGACGUCGUCAUCGCGCUCAAGGACGAUACGCUCGAGCAGGUCCGCGAGAACCGGUCGCUCAAGCGCCAAGUCGACGCAUAUGCGCACCUCUCGACCGUUGUGACAAACGCACUCGAGCGCACGGAGCGGUCGUUCGUCAAGGCGUACCGCCGCCAAGGCGCGAUUGAAGACCUUUUCGUGCCAUCGGAUGCGUCGGACGUGCAGCUCGUGCAGGAAGACUCGAGCUCGCAGCACCACAAGACGCGCUACAACGUCGUGCGCGGCCAGUUUUGCGAGCCAAAUCGAACGGUCGUCGCGCUGCGGACGGUGCUAAAGGACGAGCUCUUCCCGCUCGAGCGCAACACGUGGGUGCUCAACACCAAGCAGUGGUGGGUCGCAGACCGCAUCGGCCCGACGACCACGCGCUGCCGCACCUUUUACACGAUCGACCACCCGUUCACCGAAGGCGGCGGGUACGUCUCGCUCCGCGAGCUCGCCGCCUGUUACAACAUUCAGAGCGACGAUACCAAGGUCAUUGCCGCCGGCGUGCGAGCGCGGUACGAGCAGUCGCAUGUCAACCAGCGCGUCUUCUUCAAGCGACGCUUUGAAGAAAUACUGGCGUUGAUCGCACCGGCAAACGAGCAUCGGUCCCCACCGCUCGGCUAG